GUGAAACAGUGUAAGGGAAUCUAGCGGGACUGUAACGAUUUCGGAUCGUACGAUAUACGCAAGUGUGAACGAAAUGAUGCAAUCAUCCAACGCCCAUACGGAAUUUCGCGGCCAUUCGGCGUUCAGACGUCGACUGGGAGCAGACUCGAGCGACGGAAUGCUGCGAAAUCUGCUCAAAUCGGCCCAAGAAAAGCUUGGUGCAGGCUACAAACUUGACGUCAAACAACAGCAGUCGAUGGGACGCGACAUGAGCCAAGAAGAGAGAAAGAAACGAGGAAAGGAGCUGGACGACGGGUUUUUCGAGGGUUAUGCUGACACCAUUGACAAGCAUGACCGAAUUCAAGCUGAGCGACGACAAAGGGGCGACAAACUAAUUGAAGACGAUUCGAGUGGCAAUGGAAGUGAUCAUCAGAGUUUUUCAGGAGAUCGCUUCUCUGCUGUUCCUGAAGAGGCAGAACGAGAGGAGUUAUAUCGGGUACUACUCAGAUGUAUGCAUCAUCAAGUCAUUGCAAGUGACAAGUCAACAACAGCCAAUCUUCAUUCUUACAUGCAGAAGGUCUUCAACGUGACUGAACAACAGCACUCUGUUUGGAUGGCUGAUGAGAUACAAAUGGCAAAACCUCCUCAGCAAUUUCUGCGUGUGUCUGUUAUAAAGGGGAGAAAUCUACCACCCAAAGACUCAAACGAUUUGAGUGAUCCGUUUUGUGUACUUGGUUUGGUGACACUGCCGCCUGGUUAUCUUGACGGGAAGAGAAAAACAAGAAAAUUGCAGAAACUAGUGGAGGACAAGAAAAGCUUGCACACCACACAUGUUAUUAGCGAAACUCUUAAUCCGGAAUGGAAUGAAACCUUUCUAAUAAAUAUUAACCUUGACAGUAUACAGAAGCAAGUUCUGCAGAUCGACGUUUGGGAUUCAGAUGAAAACGUCAAGUCAGUCAAAUCAGCAAUGAAAGCCGAGGUGAAAAGUGGCAUGGGUUUCUUCAGAUAUAUUGGUCAAGUUGGUGAGUCGAUGGUCGGUGGAGGGAAACUUGAUUUUAUGGGCCGCACAUUCAUUCACUUGCAAGACAUACCUGCUGAGGGAGUCGAGAAAUGGUUUAAGAUCGUCGACAAGAAACAGCGGCCACUCGAUGGAAGUCUGCAGCUUAGCCUUCGUUUUGUUGCUCAGCAGUUGGCAGCUCAUCGUUCUGCAAGCUUUAGGAAUGAGUUUAGUAGACACGUGAAAAUGCACCAGCUGUUUUCGAGUUAUGAGUGCAGUGAGUUUAUUGAGCAUGGUGGACUCAAGUGGAACAUGCAACUGAGCAAUGCUGCUAAACACCUACUUCAUGUACAUGCUAGUCAGCACAGCUUCACUUCCUUAGAAGAAGCUCUCUCAAACUGGAUUGUUGUUGCUGCGCAUCAUGAGAGGCAUGACGUUGAUUACAAAUAUAUGAUCAACGUAGUGGAUAUACUGCAACAAGAAUGGAAUGCAGUUUUAGUGAAAGGGACAAGAGAACAGGACGUGCUAGAUGCAGCAACAAUUGAGUUGUUUGUCGAGUCGUGUGAUCGGUUUCAUCAGUGGUGCUUUCGAGCUUUGUCCAAGCUGCGUGUCAUUUACCCAGCCACUCACAAGAAAACUCUCGUUCGUCUCUCGUCAGUCUUGGAGUGUAUAAAAAAAGUGUAUAACUUUCCUAUAGCAAAGGAGCAACUACAAUUAGACAACUUGCCUCUGUUUGUGAACAAAGCCAUUCGACAAUCAACUGAAGAUUGGUUUGAGAGGCAAGAGGCAAUGGUUGAGCCACAAGUGAAGACACCAGAUGCCGAGGUGAAGGCUUUUGUUAGUCUGGCAUCGGACGUUGUAUUGGACCUGUACCAAACGGUCAAGAUCUACAGCAACAUGUUUCAAUCAGUCGACGUGGACAUAGUGGCGCUGGUUUUCGAGCAUCUCGACUUGUUGUUGUCUCCAAGGAUAGAAGAGAGAAUGAAGGAUUUCCACCGAGCACUCCAGGAACUGGACAUCACUUCAGAUGAAUUCAAGACACUCAGUACGGCGAGCUUCGAACUGUAUCUUGCACUGAAAGACAUCUACAAAUACAAAUCAGAAUUACCUACAGGAGUUGCAUCCAAAGUCGAGUUGUUCACGAAAUUGCACAUCUGGUUUAAACCUCUGGUUGCUCGUUGGGUGGAGCUGGCGAAAGUGAAAACUGUGAAUCGAAUAAACAGAGCAAUUGAAUUGGACAAGGUGGAACGUGUGUCUGAGAGAGUCAUGUACUCGACGUCAGCCGUUGACACUGUCCAGUGUCUGCUGCAGUUGUGUGAAUUCUGGAAGAGACUUGAUUGGCCAUUUCCCAGUUUAGCAUAUACAUUUGUUUUUCAGUUGACUGAGGUUAUCUGUGAUGCGGCCAUUCACUAUGGCAAUUGCCUGCAAACGAUUUUGGAUAAAUCGGGUUACUAUGACGAUGAAGGUCAAUUUGACGUGACAGAACAGCUGUGCGUUACCUUGAAUGACAUUCAAUAUGUUCGCGAAUCUCUGCAUGGAAUGUCCGACUAUCUCGGUUGGGAUAAAGUCCUUGACGGUCUCACACAAGAGAACAGCCCGGAAGCUGUGGAACACAGUCGUGAGAGUCUCUAUCGCUUUGUGAAGGACACCAAUGACGUCCUUAGUGGCAGAUGUGACGACAUCGUCAAAAACAUAGGAAAGAAAAUGGGAGUUGAUAUUGACGGAUACGUACAGCCACUUAUUACUGACACUGAGACUGUGGCUGUUGAAGAAAGCAUCACUGGCUUGAUGGAUUAUCUCGCCAGCAAUCUGCAAACACUUAGCAAUAAUCUGUUCAGCGAUAUUUUCAAAUUGAUUUUGUUAGAGAUUUACGAAGUUUGUAUUGGGAAGAUUAGAGAGAUGGUUAUCGACAAGGACAAUCUUACUCCGGCUGUUUGUGAUCGUGUGGUCAAGGCUCUUGAAAUAAUGGUGGCAUUUUUUCAUAGCAAGGGACGCGGUCUCUCACUUGAAGCAAUGGAAACUGUUAAACUUAAAGAACUGAAUCAUAUGCUCAACUUGAGGAGAAAGGAAACAUCUGAUUUAGUGGCACGAUACAUGCUCGAACUUGCUGCAGAUCAGGAUCAAAAGAGGACAGUCGACCGAGGAAUUAUAACAGUGCAGAUGGGUUUUGUUGUGAACGACAAGAAGCUGUGUGUGAACGUCCUGAAUGGUCGUAACAUGCCGAUCAUGGAUCCUACAGGAUCCUCCGACCCACUGGUGACUCUGGAACCAUUCCCUCAUCACCUCUUUUCAAGUAAAUCGUGUGUUGUACAGAAGACUGCAGUACAAAAGAAGACAACAAUGCCGCUAUUUGAUGAGACAUUCUACAUUCAGUGUGAACCAAGUACUUUGGAUGCCGAAGGUGCUGCGAUUCUGUUCACUUGCUAUGACUGGGAUCGAUUUACCAAGGAUGAUCUGAUUGGAGAAGCUGUCUGCCUGUUGAGUGAUGCCGAGAGAGUGGACAGUGCGUCAGAUGUCAACCAUGCCAGACAGAUAAUGUUGCCACUGUCUCUUCCUUCUGUGCCCAAAGACCGUCAAAGUGUGUAUCACAUACUGAACAGUAGAAAGUGGGACAAGAAUGCUGUGAAGUUUAUUGAGAUGAGACAAAAGAUUUUUAAACUGGCUUCAGUCGAGCAGAACUAGGAUUCAGAUGUUGAGGUAAUUGCUCUAUUUUACAGCUUGCUACACACUUCCUUUAUAACUUUGGUUUUUGAUAUUAUCAGUUUCAUGA
Messenger RNA from Corticium candelabrum, 3746 nucleotides. RefSeq names its product BAI1-associated protein 3-like. Gene Ontology annotation, cellular component: secretory vesicle. The transcript is spliced from 35 exons. The record is from RefSeq and is a predicted model, not a curated record. Lineage: Eukaryota; Metazoa; Porifera; Homoscleromorpha; Homosclerophorida; Plakinidae. The coding region runs from base 74 to 3658 and encodes 1194 amino acids.